Cuscuta campestris is the source of this 2481-nucleotide messenger RNA. The record is from the annotation of a GenBank genome assembly. Lineage: Eukaryota; Viridiplantae; Streptophyta; Magnoliopsida; Solanales; Convolvulaceae.
CUUCAUCGUGCGACCAUUGAGUUUUCGAUCUGUGUGUGCUCUAUCCCCCCUCUUCGACACCUGCAAAACUUGAUCGAAACCCUACCCAUCCAAAGUCACCAGUCUCGGAAAACCCUGAAUUUCUACAAUGAGGACGAAGAAUGCUUCUGUGUCUUCCUCCAAGAAUGGAAACGAUGAGUAUCAUGCGGAAGAGAGGAUGAAAGAGCACAGCGGUAGCCCAAAGCCCACACAAGGAACACUCGAGGUUCCGGCGAUAAAGACGAAGGUCAAUUCAAAGGACUUUCCAUAUAUGAAGCUGAAUGUGAAGUCUUCACUGCAAGACUUCCAAAAAUUGAUGAAAGAAAAGUUGUGCGAUCAUAUGGAAAUCCUUGAACUGUUUAGGAGAGAUUCUCCUUUUGGUGCUUUCCUUGAUGUCCAACUUGUUCCCCCUCCAGCCAUGUUAUGGCAGUUGAUGGUUAGGGAGGCUAAUGUGGAAGGAGCAAAAGGUUCUGAAAUGUGGUUUGUAGUAAAUGGAGUUCGCAUUAGAUACUCUCUAAUGGAAUUUUCCUUGAUUACUGGACUCAAAUGUUCACAACUAGCUCCCGGAUACGAAGAGCAGUAUGAUAAGGAUUCACUGCCUGUUUUCGUUAAAGAAAACUGGUCAAAGGGUGUGGUAUGUUACACUUCAGUUGUCGAGAGGUUCUCAAAAUUGUGCCAGCUACUUGACGAUGAAGGGAAGAAAGAGUAUGCACUCCAGUGGAUAGUGAAGGUGGCGACAUUGAUGUUUGUUGUUCUCGUUUUAAUUGGUCAUGCUAAGAAAGAUGCCCCAGUUCCGAAAUGGAUCCUUGCCACUGUUGCAAACUCUGAUGAUUCCAUGUCUUUCCCAUGGGGGACAUGGGCAUUCUUGGAGUCCCUCCGUAUCCAAUCUUUGGGGAAGGACUUAGUUUCAGAAAAAAAGAAGCUUGUCAAAGGCGGGAAAACAUCAAACACCCUCCGAUACACUGGCUUUGUCCUCCCCUCAUCCAGUGUUAGGAGCAUUCUUCUUCCAGAAGGAAGUGAAAUACGUGCCCCUUGGAUCACCAGUCUGACCUCUUUGCCUUCUGUUUCCAAUCCAACUCUUGGAGAAUUCGUAAGGGGAAUCCAAGGUGGUGACAAGCAUAUUCAAUUAUGCAUGAAAAAACAACUUCUGGCCCAAGCAAGUGAAGAUGAAGUUCAUGUAGGAAGGAAUUCAUCUAAAGAUGAAGUUCACUCUUCAAGUGAGGGGUCAGAAGUCCCCUCCAAAAAGUAUGUCCUUAGGAGGAGAAAAGUAUCAAAGCCGUGCACCCCACAUGAAAAGGCUGAGCACAGACCUAUGUUGGAAACGCAGAGCCCUCUGUUGGAAAGGACAACCAAUAUCAAGGCUUCAUCUUUAAGUGGAAAUUCUAGUCAAAUCUUGCCUAAUUCACCGAAAGAUUACAUUGAUGGUAAAUUUUCUGAGCUUCAAAAGACGCUAUGUCUGGAGGGAGAGAUUGACGAAGCGAAGGAAUACGAUGGGAAGAAAGAAGAGCCGGUGGAAGUGAAUGAGGUCGACCACUCUAUACAUGAAGGGGUGGACCAUAAUGAAGAGGAUGAAAUAAAAGAUGGGAAGGAAGAUGAGAAGGUCGACCCCCCUUGUUUUGAAUGGGUGGACCAUAAUGAAGAUGCUAUUAAAGAUGGGAAGGAAGAAGAGCCGGAAGGAGAUGGGAAGGAAGAAGAUGAGCCCAUUGCAGACAAUAUGGUCAAGCUCUCCAGUUUUGAAGGAAUUCCUGAAGAGAAAGAUGAAGAAGAGGUUGACCAAUUUAAAGUAAAGAAUAGGUGUCCACCAAUCCAGGAAGAAGAAGAGGAAAAGUUUGCAGUUGAGGGAGAGGCCAAUGAAGAUGAGAUGGCAAUGAGUGAUAAAAUUGUCCAUGAUGUUGUUGAAUUCUGCAAAUCAACUGAAAACAAUGUUGAUGAGAAAGUUGAGUCCGAUGGUGACGUCUUGAGAGAACUGACAGAUGUGGAUGAAGUCGCUGCUGCACGGGAAUUGGGUCAAGGUCUCCGGGAGAAGAAACGAAGUAUUCAUAUAUCGAGCCCCUACUUCAGCAAUGUACUUAAAAAGGUAAAGGUUAUUAAUAGUAAUGUAUCAAAUGAGCUCGAUAAAGCCGAAGAAGAGCAACUCAACAAACGAAGGAACCCAUCUAGCCAACAACUUGAGGCCUUCCAUCAAUUCAUGCAGUCGGCAAUUGCUGAUGGGAGAGAAGUUCAGUGUAUCAUGGAAAAGAGGAGAGAGUCCCACGGUAUUGUUAAGAAGUGGUGGAGUUCCUUGAUGGAAUCCGACGGCUAGUUGGAGACCACGGUAAUAUAAGUUAAUAUUAGUAUUACUCCGUAUAUACAAAUAACUUGGUAUUAUAAAUUUAACAACUUAUUUUUAUUUCAUACGCAGCAUAUGGAAGAAAUCAUGAUCUACUUCAUGAAGAUGUAUAACAAGAAAGAUAGCACAUAUGU